UUUUUUUUCCGUUUGGUUUGUUUCCUUUAAAGUGUGCCUGCUAAAAAACUUAAAAAAAAAAAGAAAAUCAUAACCCGAUUCUUUUAUCAUUUAUACCCUUCUAACCCUUACUUUCUAACCGUUACUUUAGCUGAAUUUGGUCCUGGUGAUUGUUCCUGGAUAAGCCGAGAACACAGCUAUAAUAAUUCACUUACGAUGGGGUAUACGAUCAAACAGAAGAUUGAUAUUUGUCUCAAGUCUGAGUCAAAUCCAGAAAUGACUCAGGCUGAUUUGGCAGAUUGGGCUAAAAUUCAAUAUAGAAGCGAAAAAGCACCGUCACAAACAACUAUAUCUAGAAUAUUGAGUUCCAAGAAUGACUUGAUUGCGUCAAAAGAAACCGAUUUUCAAUUGGUCAGAAGGAGGAAACAAUCAAAUCCAUUAUUAAGAAGAAUUCUAACCGAAUGGAUAACUCAAGCAAUUUGGGAAAACAUUCCAAUAACCACUCCGAUAAUACAGCUGACAGCCAACUCGAUUUGGACUCGAUUACCCAAUUCAGAAAAAGAUGGGAAUGGUGUAUUCAAUCAUAAAUGGUGUAAUCAUUUUGUUAAAAGACUUAAUAUUAAUUUGCAUGGUGAUAAUAAUGCUAUAUUAUCUAAUCCUGGUCAGCACAAAUUAAAUAAAGUGUGGAAAAUUGAUGAGAAAUUAGAUUUAAAAGAUUAUUUAAAUCAUUUAAUUGAAAAGGAAAAUUAUCGACCUCAAGAUAUUUUCACGAUGGAUGAAUUCAAACUUUUUUAUUCUUUACCAUUAGAUCAAAUCUUUGAUGUAUCUUCAGUUGAUAAUGGAUUGAAACAAUCAAGUUUCACCACUGAAAAUUCAUUAACUAUCAUGCUUGGUUGUAAUAUUGAUGGCUCUGAAAAAUUAACUCCUUUAGUAGUUGGCAAAUAUGAUAAAUUUGAUAUUUCUCAAAGCUCCCAUAAUAAUUUCAAAAAUUUAUCUUCAAAUAAUAUUUCAAAACAUAAUUUAAUGAAUAAAAUUACUGAAAGUUAUCAAAUUUUUUAUAAAUCUAAUAUAAAUAAAUGGAUAACUUCUUCAAUGUUUCAAAACUACUUAUUGGCUCUUGAACAUAAAUUAUCCAAUGCUUCCCCCAAUAGAAAGAUUGUUAUUAUUUUAGAUGAUUCUUCUUCUCAUCGAAUUAUUAAUCUACAAUUUAAAAAUAUUAAACUUUGUUAUUUGAAAAAUAAUACUAAUCAUAAAAAUCCUUUUUCCUCAAUGUAUAAUGGUGAUAAAUUCGAUUAUUUACCGAUGAGUUUUGGUAUUGUCGAAGAAUUUAAAAUCUUAUACCGUUUACAACAAUAUCUUGAAAUGAUAAAUAUUCAAAGAAUUCAUCAUAAAAAAGAAUUUAAAAACAAUGAUUCAAAUCAUUUUUUAAAAGCAAAUUCAAUAACUUUAAAUAAUUUCAAAACAAUGGUUAAUGGAUCAAAUAGUGAUUCAGUUUUAUCAGAAUCAGAUUAUCAAAUACCCUUAAUCAAAGUAAUUGAAUGGGUUAAAAGAUCUUGGGAUUCAAUUUCAAAAGAAAAAAUAUUCAUGUCUUGGAAGAAAACUCAUCUUUUGAAUUUGAAUGAAAAUUGGCCAAGUUCAGAUCCAGUAAUUGCAAACGCUGCAAAUGAAAGCUUAUUGCCUUUGAAUUCAAUCACUUCAAACUAUAAUAAUUAUAAAAGCUAUGAUAAAUUGGUUGAAAUUAUGAAAUAUCUUAACGUGGUGAUUCCCUGGAAUGUUGAUGACUUAUUGGGUCUUGUCAAUGAAAGAGGUAAAAUCACUUUAAGUUAUGUUUCAAUCGAAGAAAUUAUUGGUAGUUGUUUACUGGAA
Hyphopichia burtonii NRRL Y-1933 is the source of this 1845-nucleotide messenger RNA. It is a transcript of the gene PDC2, whose product is annotated as Pdc2p. Gene Ontology annotation, cellular component: nucleus. The transcript has a single exon. Gene Ontology annotation, molecular function: DNA binding. The annotation marks the transcript as partial. The record is from RefSeq and is a predicted model, not a curated record. Lineage: Eukaryota; Fungi; Ascomycota; Pichiomycetes; Serinales; Debaryomycetaceae.